CUGUCCUGUCUUGCCAAAAUUAUGUCAUUAUGAAGAAAUGUCAAAUUAUCCAUCCUACUCUCCCAUUAUCUGAUGAAGAAUUGUUAAUUACUAUCCAGAGUUCAUUUAUUUGUGAAGUUCUGUGAAGAUUUGAUAUAUUAAAGUCGAAUAAGCGCUCAAGGAAAAGAACAUAAUGGCAUACAAUCCCGGCUAUGGUGCCCCGCAAGGAUACGGUCAGCCUCCAGCUGGUUACGGCGGCCCCCCUCCCGGUCAACUGGAAAUAGGACAUGGGCCAUACCCAUCGAUAGGACCAGGUGGUGCAGUCAGUCCUCAAGUGCAGCAGUGGUUUCGUGCAGUUGACAAAGACCAAUCUGGAUUUAUCACAGCUGUGGAACUGAAAUCAGCAUUGGUAAAUGCUCAGGGACAAACCUUUUCGGAAACCGCCUGCAAUUUAAUGAUAGGAAUGUUCGACAAAGAUCGUUCAGGCCACAUCAACGUUGAAGAGUUUGAAAAACUAUACACCUACAUUAACCAGUGGCUUGCGGUGUUCAAGACAUAUGACACGGAUCAAUCUGGACACAUCGACGAAAAAGAACUUUCUGAAGCAUUGACGAAGAUGGGUUUCCGGUUCACACCGGAAUUUGUAAGCUUUUUAGUGAAGAGAUGCGACUCAAACGAAGGCAAAGUUUCUGUGGAUAGCUUCAUUGUGCUAUGUGUGCAGAUACAACGUUUUACUGAAGCAUUCCGAGCUCGGGACACACAACAAAACGGAACCGUAACCAUCGGAUUUGAAGAUUUCCUUACUGUUGCUCUUAGCUGCUCUGUUUGAAGAGAAAUGUAAAAGUAUUGAGCUGCCGCAAUAAGUUUUACUCUCACUAAGUAUAGCAGUAAUUAUAAUAAUUUAUUUUUUAUUAUUUUCAUAAAAUUCCAUUUAUACAUAGAACAUAUCACUCAAAAUUGCAAUCAAUCAUUUACUUAGCAUUAUCUUAUAACGAUAAUAUAAGUAAAGUGGAUAUGCACAUCGCUAGUAAAUGUUUAUUUAUUACAUACUUGAGAAAUGGUUUGAUCAGCUUAUUUAUAAUGCCUAUUGCCUAUGCAAAAAUAUGUAGGUAUAUCGAAUAAAAGAAACUCAGUACCUGCAUAAAUAGAAAGCGGAAUAGCUUGCCUAUAAAAAAGUAGAUUUUAAUGAAUUGACAAAAGAUUAUUAUCACUAUAACUGCUUGCAUAAAGAUGCUACAAUAUUAUUAUAAUAUCACUGUACGUGUACGGGUACCGCAUCAAAGAUAGUGUGUGAAUAAAACUUAAGUUUGUGACCACAAAUUAUAAGAUCUAAAUCCCCACCUACCGUGAAAUUAUUUUUGCUACAGCAAUAAUGAAUUUUUGAUACAUCUACUUAGAUGUUUAUAUUAAUGUUAUUGAUAAAACUGGCUAUUGCUUGGUAAGGGGAAAUAAAUAGAUAUUUUGAUAA
This is a messenger RNA of Helicoverpa zea (corn earworm), 1447 nucleotides long. It is a transcript of the gene Pef, whose product is annotated as peflin. The transcript has 5 exons. Gene Ontology annotation, biological process: COPII vesicle coat assembly. The coding region runs from base 173 to 808 and encodes 211 amino acids. NCBI's taxonomy places the organism in Eukaryota, Metazoa, Arthropoda, Insecta, Lepidoptera, Noctuidae. Gene Ontology annotation, molecular function: calcium ion binding. The record is from RefSeq and is a predicted model, not a curated record.